CCGCCGUCGGUCCGCCCUUCCCUGGACUUCACGUUGCAAUCUAUAAAAGAAUUGGACUGUAACUCAUCUUCAAUUGUGUAUCAGUGACUGCAGCAGUGUUGUGUUGUGUUCACGUACCAAACUUGCCAAGAAAACUGCCACAAUGCAGACAUCAACAUUCGUUGUGCUAACAUGCCUCAUCGCUGUAGUUGUAGCAGACUUGUAUAUUGAACAAUACCAGUCGCCAGUAGUGGACACCGUCCAGGAAUCUGUAUAUGACACUCCCGUGAACGACAGAAGUCCUAGGACGAAGAGAGGGCUGCUUCUAUUGAAGAAGAAGCUACUACUUGGUGCUCUUGGGCUGAAGGCGGCUAAAGUUGGUGCGGUGGGAGCCGGAGUGGUCGGCGCCAUAGCUCUUAAGAGUAAAGCAGGCCAUCAUCACCAUCCUCCACCUACAUACGUAGAAAUCCAUAGCCCACCUCACUACCAUCACCCUGUAGCAUACGUAGAAGAACAUAGCUGGCAUUGAGAGUUUUCUGAAGGCAAGUCAAGAGUACUGCAGAACACUGAUUUAGUUUUAAGCUUACAGUUUUUAGGUUUAUAAGGUUCUGAAUAGACUGUUAAAAAAAUCUUGUAAUUUUUAAACCACUAAGGAAGAAGGUGAAUUUAGAUUAAAUGUUCAAGUUUCUCAGAUCCCAACAGAUUGAUAUGCCUGCUCGUGAUAGUGUGAUGUUUUCAUAAAGCAGCAUCUCUCUUUGUGUAUUUAAUGUUUUUGUAAUAAUUGUUUCAUGAGGCCUUGAAAUUGUCAUUCCUGUGUAACUAAAAUUUGUUGAACUUAGUUGGAAGCUCCACACUGCUUUUGAAUUUUAGAAAAUACUCAAAUGAAGCUGCAUUGUUUCAAUAUUAAUUUAGCACCAAAUAAAUGUGCUUUGAGUGUAUUCAAAGUUAUGGUCCAGUAUUAAAAUUAAAAUGAUUUGAAGUUUCAAGGAAUUUAUGAUAUCGAUAUGUUACAGGAAUAAUACGUACACAUUGAUUGAUAAGUGAGUAAUAAAUCUGACGGCGUGCUGGUGGAGGUGUAUUCCAGGGUGCCAUGUAGUGAUUAGUCAACUUAACGGUUUGAACUAGCACACCUUUGUUGACAUAUACUAUUUGAAACAAUAUAAAACUCAUUUACUAAUACAUUUUUUAGUUGUUUGAAUUUGUAAAUCAAAAAUUAUUUUUACUUUCAUGUUUUUAUAAAUUUGAGUGUAGUCAGCAUUCAAGUUGCAUCCAAGGUUGUUAUUCUAUUAAAAUAUUUUGUUUACUAUUUUAACAUUUGUGUUAUUGUAGGGUUAUUAGAAACCAAAGUAUCUUUGAUGGCACACUGAAGUUAACCCAAUAAAGUUUGUUGGUGUGUUAAUUAGUCAUCAUUUUUGUUGUUCUGGUUAUAGAAAAUUCAAAUUAUUGAAAUAAAUGAGUUUUAUUAUUGUUUAAAGUAGCCAUUAACAUGUUUACUUUAUAUGCAAGCGAAUUAGUGUUUGACAGAAAUGUUGUUUAAUAGAUAGAUCAAAAUGGUAUGAUGACUAUUUUUAUUAAGUUUUGAUCCUAUUAUUACAGUCAAAACAAUACAAGCUAGCUUCUGAAUCAGUUUUGAAGAUCGGAAACAUGCACAUUUAUAGAAAUGUAUCCUCGAAACAGUAUGACAAGGAAUUUUGAUUCAGUAGACAAUGAGUACUAAUCUCUGUAUAUAAAAAUGAAUUGCUGUUCGUUAGCCUCGCUAAAACUCGAGAACGGCUAGACCGAUUUGGCUAAUUUUGGUCUUGAAUUAUUCGUGGAAGUCCAGAGAAGGUUUAAAAGGUAGAUAAAUAUGAAAAUGCUCGGAAUGAAAUAAAAAUAAAAAAAAUAUUUUUCCUUUUUUUGUUUUACGUUUAUUUUAUACAAAAGUUUAGGACUUUUAUUUAUCGAUUGAGGCACUACGAAUUCUGCUAGGUCAGCUAGUUUAAAAAUAAAUUAAAUAGUACUAAAUGCAGCAGCAGCAACAACAUUUUGAUUUUUACUCACGUGAAAAAAGUACCAGGUGAUAAUUUCCUAAUUAUCGAAAGUAAUUAGUUAUAGUACUCGGUGUGAAAGGUCAAAUGUGCAUGUUUUAAGUAGAAUUACCUCGUUUAAGUCGCAGAUUGAUUUCAAAGAUGAAAUUAGAGUCACUUCAAACAUUCAAAUAAACCAAAUAACAGUUGUUAUAACAUUUAUAACACUUUGUUGUCAGUCAACUUUAUACUUUGUGUUAUUUUUAAUAAAUAGUAUUUACCUAUG
This is a messenger RNA of Bombyx mori (domestic silkworm), 2271 nucleotides long. RefSeq lists its product as uncharacterized. The record is from RefSeq and is a predicted model, not a curated record. NCBI's taxonomy places the organism in Eukaryota, Metazoa, Arthropoda, Insecta, Lepidoptera, Bombycidae. Bases 143 to 508 code for a protein of 121 amino acids. The transcript has 6 exons.